CUACAUGCCGCUAGCUAAUUAUUUUGCGGCCCAUAUCGCUGCGACGCGCGCCGAGGAGUGAGCUCAGUCGCACAGCACAUCGGCAUUGCGCCAACCGCCGUGACCGCAGCCGCACGUCACGUGCGCGCCGGCUGCCCCCCCUACAUCUCGGGCUGCCUAAAACAAAAGCAGACCCCAGCCGAGCUAAGCAAAGCACCAAAAACCAGGCGUACACCAUGAACGCCCCGGAACGCCACCGCUCCUACCAGCUCGACGAAGGACAGGCGCGCAUGACCUACGAGCCCGACCAGCGCGUCGCCUCGGCAGGCACGUUCACGAUAAACAAGGAGGAUCAUACGGUCGGUAAUUUAUUGAGGAUGCAGCUCCUGCGCGAUGGCGACACGCGCUUCGCCGGCUACCAGCUGCCCCACCCGCUCGAGCACGUCUGCCACGUCAAGGUCGAGACGGCGCCGGGGCGCGCGCCCGUCGAGGUCAUGGGCGGCGCCGUCACGGACCUGCGGCAGGAGGUCGAGCUCCUGGACCGGGGCUUCCGGGACGAGUGCGCGCGGGCCCGCGAGGAGGCCGACGCGCGGCCCAUGGAGACGUAAGUACUGGUAGUAGAAUUCAAAUUAUAAUGCCGCCAGUGGCGGGGGGAGGGGGUCGCGUGG
This is a messenger RNA of Pelagomonas calceolata, 647 nucleotides long. The record is from the annotation of a GenBank genome assembly. Lineage: Eukaryota; Pelagophyceae; Pelagomonadales; Pelagomonadaceae.